This is a messenger RNA of Blastomyces dermatitidis ER-3, 937 nucleotides long. RefSeq lists its product as uncharacterized. The transcript has 3 exons. NCBI's taxonomy places the organism in Eukaryota, Fungi, Ascomycota, Eurotiomycetes, Onygenales, Ajellomycetaceae. Bases 20 to 937 code for a protein of 305 amino acids. The record is from RefSeq and is a predicted model, not a curated record.
UGAGCCAGGUCGCGAUACAAUGACAAUGUCGAGGAAACAACGAAAAGCGAAUAUUUUCUUCUAUGCUGCCUUUAAUCUGGCUGAGCUUAUUGAGCUGGCUCAACGACUGCGCAAUGUGACAUGCUCGUGUGAUUCCACGCAAAAACCAUUCAGUGGAAGUUUUAACUGGGCUGUCGUCCUCACUUUUGUGGACGGAGUUGAGUGGCUGUUUCGAGCGCCUCGGACAAGUUACGGCCUUGAGUUAGAUUAUUAUGUUGCUGGAUUGCGCCUUGAGGAAAUGAUACCGAGCCUUGUUAAUGACUUGGAAACGAGAUGUGGUGAACCCGGCGGCUUUCCUUUACACCACCCCGAUCUCAGUCUGAACAACAUUUUCAUUGACGAUCAUUGCAACAUAACAUGUAUUAUUGACUGGGCAUUCUCAUUUUUUGCGCCAUCAACAAUACUUCUCUCCACACCCGGCCUACCACACCCAAGGGACGAGUGCAAACCUUCGCUAACAUGCGCAUUCAGGUCUGGGUUCAUCAAUAAUGGCGUGACAACUUGCUCUGAUGCCUGGAAAAAGACUAGAAUGGCUUGGCUUUUUAUGCGGCUGGUCAGUCUUGACGGCUUGCAAGACUAUCACUAUUUUACAGAGCUUUACUUGUUGAUCAACAAACAGCCUGCUGAAGAGCUGUUUACAAAAUUUCAGCAACAAUACGCGAAACAUGAGGUUAUGAACAUGCACUGGAUCCUUUCCGCGGACGACCAGUCACCAAGUGAGAUCAAGCAAAGUGAAAAAGUCUAUUUUGUGAAUGUGGGCGCUGAGCGGCAUGCUCUAGCUCUCAAGAUUAGACUAGUAUCGAUGUUGAACAGGUCAUUUGUUGCUGACAGACAGCUUUGGCAUUGGAUUGAAGAGGUGGAAAAAACCACAGAGUCUUAUCAGCAUACACUUGAGUGA